AUGGAAGGUAUUUCAAAACAAAGAAACAAAUGGUCCUUGCCCUCCGCUAGCCCUCCGAGCACAAAGGGCUGUGAUUGUGAGGAGCCCGCGGGGCUGGCGGCGCGGGGGGGGAGAGAGGGUGUAGCGGGCGGGAGGGGAGCGGGAGGGGAGCGGGCGACGCGCGGUGGUCACCUCUCGGGGCCUCUCGUCGCCCGCGCAACCCGCACCUCAGGGUUACUCACGAAUUGCGAUAGUGAUUUAAAAUGUCCAUGUUAUAAGGAAUCUCGAAUGCAGAUUUCCGAAUGCCUAGAUGGGUCAGCAGUGAUAUCUAAAGUUGCAGAACAUUCGCCCAUCGUGUUUUACAUACGAGAUAUAAGAGAUAAGCUCCUCAGUCCUCAGUGCCCUUCUCAGAACUGGGAGUUGGCAGGGACACUCCCUUGUCACAUAAAAAGCAAUGCUAACUGGAUCGAACAACACAGAUCUGAACGUCUGUCUGUUAUAACACCGAGAUCUAACAGUACAGCGAAAAUUGAGCGUCCGAAUCGAGUCAAUGAACCGAAACCUCACCUGCGCCCCGGUCUAUUUUCCGUAUCGGUGUCGGGUGCGUUCGGUUGCGAAAAGUGGUUGAGAUCGGCCAUCUCCGCCGGCGAUCGCCUCGAGGAAGGCGUCCCACCCACCCCGCUAGUGUGCGACAGAGAUAGAACACGCUGCUGA
This is a messenger RNA of Danaus chrysippus (African queen), 693 nucleotides long. Lineage: Eukaryota; Metazoa; Arthropoda; Insecta; Lepidoptera; Nymphalidae. The record is from the annotation of a GenBank genome assembly.